AGGUCUGAAAAUACACUGCAUUAGUCAACACUGACUUUGGUAUAAUACAUUCCUUCUACUUGCAGUAUUUCAUUUGGUAGUUUUCGGGAAGAUCGAGCAAGUUGCAGUUUUGCACUGCCAUGAGGUCUUCGGUCUACAAAAGGUGCGAGAACUCAGAAUACCGCGUCUGUCUGUCUAUGAGAUGGGCUUCGCAGUUGGGAAGGGCUUCAGACACUGCAGCAGCAAGCUACUGCGUCAUGUCCAAGCCACUGCUGGUUCGUCCAUCCGCGACUGGGAUUCAAACACCGCCAUGGCUCGGCUCUUUACCGCUUUUCAUGGAACCGUUGCAUAUAGACCAUGUUCAAAAGCUCAUUGAGGAGCUCUACAGCUCGACUGAUCCUCAGACAGCCAAGCAAAUACAAGAACAACUGCAAGCGAUUCAACGGCAACCUCAAGCAUGGUCUAUAGCGUCUCAGUUGCUUUCUUUGCCGUCGGAUCAUUGUCGAUUCUUUGGCGCGCAUACGUUCCAAAUGAAGAUCGUUCGCGAAUGGAAUUCUUUGCCUGUGGAGCAGAUUGCCUGGCUUCGUGAAGAAUUAUUAACGUGGAUUGUACGCUUAUGCUCCGGCCCGAACUUUGUCACGACCAAGCUGUGUCUUGCGCUUAUCAGUUAUGCAUUUCACACAAUUCCUGAUCAUUGGAGCCAGUUCAUCCCCGAAACGGUCAAUGCGUUACAUGCGGGAGCACAAGUUUAUGGAUUUCCCGCCUCCACCAUUCAGUAUAUCAUUCUCGAAUUUCUGACACUGGUGCCCGAAGAAAUUUCAAAUGCAGACAUCUUGGGGGGUCAAAAAUCACGAUUAAUCCAAGAACUAAAAGACAGCAUCCCGCUCGUUUUAAGUACCCUGUCUUCAUUUCUUUUGCCGACCGAUCAACCAAUGCCGAUCUCCAUGCAACAAAAGGCCCUCAAAUGUCUUCAAAGCUGGAUCCAAUACGGCAUUCCCAUGGAGGACGUGUAUCCGCUUUUACGACAAUGUAUGCUAUUUUUGGGCCACGAAGAAUUAUUUGAGUCGGCAGUAGAGGCGUUAUUGGAAGCCAUGCAGCAGAUGGAUUGGGCCAAAUAUCUCACCUUGCGUGAUGAUCUUUUGGAUUGCUUCGCGAGUGACAUGGUCACACAACGUUUCAACGAGUGUAUUCAUGAGGAAGAUGAAGAUACUGGCAAGUUAUUGGCUCGACUGUUUUGCACUUAUGGCGAGACCUAUACCGAUUUUGUGGCCAUAGGAUUGGCCAAUCCUAAAGUGAAUUUAUUGAUGAGCAUGAUUAUGCAGUUAACGUGUUUUCAUGGUCAUUUCCCGGUGGAUGAAGAAGUGUCGGAUAUUCCUCUCAAUUUUUGGUACGUCCUUCAGGAAACAUUAUUUGAUAAUGGCAUUAUACCCGUACGUCAAUCCGUCACCGUGACGGACGGUGAUGACGAUGUGUCCCUGGAACGAGCGGAAAGCGAGCAACAAGCACUGUGGCAUCGUCAAGCAGGCGAGGCGGCGCUGGUGAUCUAUCGUCAGCUCGUUUCCACGCUUCUGAUCAAAGCCGCAUUUCCAGAAGAUUCCGUCUGGAGUAUAUGGACAAAAGAUCACAAAGACAGAUUCAGACGAUAUCGAAGGGAUGUAGGCGAUACAAUGAUUAACCCCUACUUUGUCUUACGAAACGACAUGCUGGCCAUUGUACUUGAUCAUGCCGUCACCAUUUUAAAUCAGUGGCAAUCCAGCCAAACAUCAUCACAGACGCUCGAGGCUGCAUUUUUUUGCCUCAAAAGCAUUUCGGAAGAGGUUCCUACAGAAGAAAAUACUCACAUUCCCGUGUUGUUUGGUCCCCAAAUCCUCGGACGCAUGCCCUCCGAUUGUGAUGCACGAUUACAGACCACCACAUUGCUUUUGAUUGGUUCAUUAUCGGAAUGGCUAAAAAAUCAUCCCUCCUUCCUACCUUCCGUCAUGAAUUACAUUGUUCCCUGUUUAAGCUUGCCUCGAUUAGCACCUGCCGCCGCCAGUGCCUUUGCCGAUAUAUGUGACGCAUGCAGAGAAUCGUUGUUGGAAGCAUUGCAGAAUUUGAUGCAUGUCUAUGGUGCAAUGUCAAGCUCCAAUAUUGAUUCGAACAUUAUGCAAAAAGUGGUGGAAUCCGUGGCGGAUGUCAUUCAGGCUUUGUCCCCCGAACGAUCGGUUGGUCCAUUGAUGACAUUGACAGGCGAUAUACUACAAGGGAUAGGCAAGGCUUUGCAUCUGUUGCCUGAGAAUCCGGUAUUAGCGCGUGACCUGAUUUUGACUCAGCUUCAGUACCUUUCUGCAUGCUGUCGAGGCAUCCAACCACCGAGUGACGACUAUCAAACAUUAAGCGCUCGUAACUCGACGUACGAUGCAUUUGCUUCUGGACAAUUACGUUUACAGUAUGCGAAAGUUCCUGGAUUUGUUGAAAUCAGUCAAGCGAUUCGAGAUUACACGCAACAGAUUAGCACGACCUGGAGUCGCGAUGAGGAAAUUGCCAGGGCUCUCGCACGAUUUGUAGAGUCGGGUAUCCGGUCCAUCAACCCGUUAUUGACAUUGGACUUUGAAGAUCUUUCCUCGCUGGUCGAAAAGAGUUAUUCCGAUGCACCUUAUCCUUGCUGGUUAGAUAUCGCGAAAUUUAUGAUGACAGUGUAUGGAGGUCAAGAAGCGCACUAUGCUCGACUUAGAGAUCUUUUAGCCUUUUUAACCGGGAAGACAUUGGCGUUUAUUAACGGUGUUCAAGGUACAGUGGAAAUUACCCCACACGCCGGAAAAUGCUGUUCGAAAAUGACUGGGGAAUUAAAAAAAAAAAAAGAGUUGCUUGAUACUGAUUUUGUUCUGUAUGAUUUAGCCAUGGAAGAACAUCCCGAUAUUGUGGAUAGUUAUUUCGACCUGCUGUCAGGAGUAAGUGAACGGAUCGCAUUUUGAGAGAUAAAUUAAGGGAUAGCUUGUGACACAAUACGUUAGACGAUCCGACGAUGUCCAUUGGUGUUUUACAAUUUACCAUUCGAGAUGAUUGAUACGAUCAUUUUAUUUACCAUUGCCGGCAUGGGGCUCCAAGAACGCUUGGCAUUGAAAGCUGCUUUGAAUUUUAUGGCCGAUUUCGUUGCGCAAGA
Molecule: messenger RNA, 3121 nt
Organism: Radiomyces spectabilis
Lineage: Eukaryota; Fungi; Mucoromycota; Mucoromycetes; Mucorales; Radiomycetaceae
Product: armadillo-type protein
Exons: 16
Coding region: 120-2933 (937 amino acids)
Biological process (GO): protein import into nucleus
Cellular component (GO): nuclear membrane; cytoplasm
Molecular function (GO): small GTPase binding
Source: RefSeq, a predicted model, not a curated record